Messenger RNA from Saitoella complicata NRRL Y-17804, 2842 nucleotides. RefSeq lists its product as uncharacterized. Bases 10 to 2682 code for a protein of 890 amino acids. Gene Ontology annotation, biological process: mitotic spindle orientation checkpoint signaling; regulation of Ras protein signal transduction. The transcript has 2 exons. Gene Ontology annotation, molecular function: GTPase activator activity. The record is from RefSeq and is a predicted model, not a curated record. Lineage: Eukaryota; Fungi; Ascomycota; Saitoellomycetes; Saitoellales; Saitoellaceae. Gene Ontology annotation, cellular component: SIN/MEN two-component GAP complex; mitotic spindle pole body.
CUCGACAACAUGGCAGCCCACCUCCGCAGAGGCUCAACCUUGGCAAUUGAGUCCUGGGAUGACGACGAAGACUUUACGCUCGAUACCCAAGCUCCGCCGACGCUGCCACCUGCCAAGAUGACUUCAUCACCACCAGCAGCGCCAGUGGUUGUGCUGGAGGCAGAUGCCCUAGACGACUUCCCAGACUCAGACGACGGCGAUUUCGAGGAAGAUUUCGAGUUACCCGUCACGGGUAUCAACGCAGCUGUAGUCGUGGAGAAAGCCAGGAAUGUCGGGAUCUCCUUACCGGUAAAUGCCCCGGCAUCAGCAUUUACCUCCGGUACAAUCACAAAACUCGGAUCAGGGAACGUGAAGGUGCCGGUACUCGAAUAUGAUGACUGGGAAGAAGAAAUCGACUUAUCAGGAUUGGAGUUAUCGGCCUUCGAACCACUAGAAUUGAAGCCAGGAUUACGGUCAAGACAGGCGUCUGUCGCAUCAACCACCUCGUUCGGGAGUCCGAUCACAGAACCAGCGGGUCCGAAGAGUGCGGCAUACCAGAGAUUACAGAGUAUCCGACCACGGACUAUUCCCACGAAGGCAAUGCAGGCAGAGGCAGAAGUGGAGGUAGAGGCAGAAGUGGAAGACAUGGCCGACGAAUUCGACCUUCCCCCCGACUUCGACCUCAUGAAAGCCAUCUCAACCCGACAAAUGCCUUCCUCCUCCACCCCCAAACACCCCGCACCUUCAGACCCCGACCACGAGGAACGAGAAGAUUGGGGAGAGGGAAGUUUAGGGAUCAGGACAGCCCGCUCGAAUCGCAGCUCGAUGACAUCCGCAGCUGGGUUUAGUCCCGGAUUGAGUACGGGGAAUAAUACGAUGAGUGAGAGUGAUGAUGAGGGGGUGUUCGGUGGGUUGUUGUUGCCGCAUCCGGGGUUUGAUUUUAGGGCUGCGUUGGCUAAGAGGCAGGCACAGUCGAAGGUGGAGGCCUUGGGGGUGAAGAGUCCGCUACUGACACCGGAUGUGGAGGAGGAUGAUUUGGAGAGUGGGCUAGAGAUCACGGAAGAUGCCUUCAACCCGGCAAAGCUGGAGAAGAAGAAAAUUACGAGAAGAGAUGGUGGAGCAGCGAAGAUUAGUCUGGUCAAGAAUGUGCAGAUGGAGUUGAGGUUCACCCCGUCCCCCGCUCCUGGACCGAGUCGUAUACCCAAGUUGAAGGCCUCGACGCCGGAUUUGAGGAGUGCGGCAAGAGGGGGUUGGGGGAUGGGCACGCCCUUAUCCACGACUCGUGUUCCACCUCCGGCUACGCGGGUUUCAAGUUCAGGUGGCCCCCUCGUCCCACCACCACCAAAAGAGAACCAAAAACCCCUCACAAAGAAACAAUCAAUGUUAACCCUCCGCCAACCCACCCUUACCCCCCGCACCUCAACCCCAAACCUCCGCGCCUCGUCCUCAAUCUCCUCUCUCCGCACCGUCUCCGCCUCGCACGCCUCCAAUCCCUCUCGCGUCCCGACAGUCCAGGUCCCGCAGAGGAGUGUGAGUAGUAGGUUUACGCCUGCGAGGAGUAUGACGCCGAUUGUGGAUACCGCUACCGAUACACCGACGCAGAGCAGGCCGCCGUUGUUCUUUGCGGGUGGGAUUGUGGGGGGCAGGAGUCAUCAUGCUGCACUCAGGCAUCAACAUCGUGAGCCGAGCUACGAUCGGGAUCGAGCACCAUCCGCGCUGAGCAUGCGUUCCCCCAACGAGAGACAAGGUGCGGGAUCGUUGAGGUUAGCCCCGCCGAAGAGGUACGGGGAUGGUACAGAGUUGGAUCGGUUCGAUGAUUUGGCUGUUAGUCCGGCUGUGGAGAGGAAGUUCAUGGUGUCGACUGUUAGUAGUCGUGGGUUGGAGAAGAAGGCAAGUGUGCAGCAGUUGCGGACGAAGCAGUCUAUUCCGCAACUUCGGACCAAAAAAUCCGGGUUUCUGCAGAAGGCACUGCCGGCCGUGCCACCAAACGCCGUGGCACAACGCGCUCCACCCCCACCGGCACAAUCGGCGAGGGUACCUUCUCCGGCGAAGAUCUCGACACUACCAUUUACCCCAAUCCAACCACGCCCCUCACGACCCCGGGCGGUGGGUAAGCUCCCGAAUGACAAACUCCCCAAACUCAUACAAAACCUCGGCGCGACCAAUACCGCGAAAACAAUCAACGGAAUGCACUACAAUCCCCGCACCUUUAAGUGGGAAGGGAACAGCGAUGAUACGACGCUAGUGGGCUUCAGUGCGAAGGAGAAGGGUGCGAGUCCGCGGCCGGCGUUGAUAUCGAAUUGGAUGGGAGGGAUGGGAGCAGCGGGGGUGAGGCAGAUUGUCGGCGGGAUGGUGUGGGAUCCCAAAGAGUUACGGUGGGUUAACAAUAAGAACGCAGAUGGGGAAGACUCGGAGGACGAGGAUCCGUUCGAAGGCAUUGAAGACAUCAAGAGUGAGGAAACCGCACAAGAGGGAUGGCGAGGGAGUGUAGGCCGAGCUGGACUCGGUCAUAGUGGAGAUUUCUUUGUUGGUGAGGAGUUUGAUCUCGGACCUAACUUUAUUCGGUUCCAGAAGAAUGAGGAGAAGGUUUGGCAGGAUGUUGUCGAGGGGCAUAUUGGGGAGGCGUGGAGGGAACGGAGGGAUCUUUGGGCUGUGCUUGAGACGCUUCUGAAGAUCAAAUCUCGUCGAUCGGAUUUUCACUAGGCAGCACACCGGGAAACAAAUGAGAAUGAGGAUCAGGGUCAGGGUCAGAGACGGAAGAGAUAUAUUUCUUGGUUGUAAUGGUGGUAUAUUUUACGCGGGAAGUGUGGCAAUGGGCGUUCUAUGCUUUAUCUUAUAUCCUUUAGUUGCAAUUCCUUGAAAA